GUGACAGAAUUAUAGACAGAAAGAUGCAAGACAAUGAUUUCCGAAGUAGAUUUGGAUCACCCUUACCCAGAUUCGAAGAUAUCAGCUUUCAAGGAAGUUUUCAUUAAAUAUAUGUUUGAUGAAUCAAAGCAACAUAUCUUUAUGUGUGAUAAGUGUGAAAAUCUUGUUUCCGGAAGGAUAAUUUUAAUAGAAAUACGUUGAUUCACAAUUUAGAACAACCUAGCCAGUGUACAUUCUUCAUGGAAUCUUACAGAGAAAAGUCAAGAAAUUCACUUUCAAACUCAUAGGGAAUAACUGUUUCAGUCAACUAAAUGUCCAAGAAGAUUUAAGUUAUGGAUGAAUGUAGCAUAGAAGAAAAACCUUAUCUUUGUGAAGUAUGUCCAAGCUCUUUUAAAACUGAGAAAUGCUUCGAAGCACAUGCACUUACUCACUGUGAAUAUUCCCCAGAUAUAACACCAGAGAAGUCUUUGGAAAAUUUUUCUGAGACAGCCCACUUAGAGAAAAAUUUUCAUUGUACGAUUUGCUCUGAAAGCUUCCAUUCCCUGAGAUCGUUAAGGAUACACAUUACUCGCAUACACUCGAAAAGUCAACCCCACCAAUGUUUUACUUGCAAGGAGGUUUUUUUGUCCAGAUUUGAAUUAAAAACGCACGCUUGUGCUCAUACAGAUGACCUUUUCCUUUGUCAUAAAUGCCCUAAAACAUUCACAGUGCUUUCAUACUUAAAGUUACACCUGUUAAAACAUACUGAAGAAAGACCUUAUCAAUGCUCAAUCUGUCAUAAGAGCUUUACCCAGAAAAGUGGUUUAAAGGCACACAUGCUGAAGCAUAAUGGUAAACUUGACCAUCAGUGUGACAUUUGCCUGAAGAAGUUUGCUUUGAAGGGGACAUUAUCGACUCAUAUGCUUUGUCAUUACACAAGAGAUAAACCCUAUGAGUGUCCAUCGUGUCAGAAAGCUUAUACGAGCCAGUCAGGGUUGAAGAGACACAUGUUGACUCACUCCGGGCUGAGAGUUUACAAGUGCGGUCUGUGUCCAAAAUCCUUCGCAACCCCAGAUGUGUUGAAGCAACACUUAAAGACCCAUUCAAAUGAGCGUCCUUUCAUGUGCGAGUACUGUGGAAAGUCAUUUUCAAGAUCAAACUUUUUGAAACAACACAUGAUGAUUCACACCGGCGAACGGCCUUUUCAAUGUGAUAGGUGUGAAAAAUCUUUUGCUAGAUUAGAAGUUCUUCAAAAACACAUUUUGAGCCAUACGGGUGAAAGACCCCACCAAUGUACAUUAUGUGAAAAGUCAUUUAAGCAAAAGGGUCAUUUAGAAACACACAUGUCGUUCCACUCAGGAAAAAGACGGUAUAAAUGUCCAAUUUGCCAAAAAAGCUUCAUAAUGAAUAGUAAUUUGCAGGCACACAAGGCAAUCCACUUAAAGGCAAGAUAUCAAUGUAAGGAGUGUGAUCAGGUGUUUAAAAGACAAAUAGAAUUAAAGAGACAUGCGCUCAUUGCUCACACAAGCAAAUCAUUAAUUUCGAUACAAUCUUGUGAAGUGAUUCGUGAUAUCAUACCGAUUUCAGGUGAAGUUUUAACGUUGUCUGAUGAAGUCAUACAAGUCACGAAUGACAAACUUAUAGCUUGUUUUAGGAAAGGGCAAUUUGGUGGAAGGUAAGAUGGUGUGUAUGUCGGAAAAAUCAAACACUGAAGAUCUGUAACUUGUUUUUGCUUUCUUUAUAUAUAUUAGUGGCCUCUUUUAACUUUGCAGUUGCCCAUCCACAUAGGCUUGGUUGGGCCUGUGCCUGGAACUGUGUUGAUAAAAUUUAGUGUUGAGCACCAAGACGCAAACUUACAACAUUGCUAUCAUGGUUUUGUAGUCCAUCGAUGAGCCACUGACUCACCGGAAUUUCUAGAAUUUCAGAACGGCCUUUUAUCCAUCUACAGUUUCUGACAGUUUCUACAGUUUCUGCAUAGUCUUUUAUUUUAAGAUAAACAUUGUGAAUUGUUUUAUUGGUUUACAACAAUGCUGUUGUUAUUAUACAGGGUGUCCCGGAACUCUCAACCAA
Messenger RNA from Macrosteles quadrilineatus (aster leafhopper), 2049 nucleotides. RefSeq names its product gastrula zinc finger protein XlCGF52.1-like. The coding region runs from base 333 to 1658 and encodes 441 amino acids. Gene Ontology annotation, biological process: regulation of transcription by RNA polymerase II. The record is from RefSeq and is a predicted model, not a curated record. Lineage: Eukaryota; Metazoa; Arthropoda; Insecta; Hemiptera; Cicadellidae. The transcript has a single exon. Gene Ontology annotation, molecular function: RNA polymerase II cis-regulatory region sequence-specific DNA binding; DNA-binding transcription factor activity.